Molecule: messenger RNA, 867 nt
Organism: Amoebophrya sp. A25
Lineage: Eukaryota; Dinophyceae; Syndiniales; Amoebophryaceae
Source: the annotation of a GenBank genome assembly
AGGUGGACUACAUCAAUUACAUUGCUUUUUUAGAAUUAGGAUUCGGAUUUAUUCUCUUUAUCGACUAGUAUCAAGAAGAGCACAUAGUAGAUAUUACAAAAGAAUGACGCAGCCACUAUCCACCCAAGUCUGCUCUCUCUCUCUCUGUUGCGGAUCGCUAUGCUUCAACUCCAGUUUGCAUCGUCAAACUUGACGUAGCGAAAAGAAACGCGGACAGAUUUUGGGCACGUGCAAGACUUUGGGCUUGUCUUUCAGGCCUCACGUAAAGACCCACAAAACGUGGGAAGGAGCAUUUCUGCAAACUGGCGGACGACGGUCGAAGAUAGUUGUCAGUACUAUUAAGGGGUACAAGGGGACAACUGAACGGCCUCGAUCACGUUUGAUUAAUGUAUCACGAGGUAUCAUGACAUGACAUUGCACGACCCUGCACUAGCGUCGCUCCUGAGCCUUUCCGUCUAAGAAAGAAGUCAGGGAUGUUCUGAAGAAUGCAACGGCAAAACCUCUAAUACUGUGGCAGAGUUAGAACUUACCUAAGGAAAUCGAGAUCGUCAUCGCGUUUUUCCUUCUCAUCACUUUUUUUUUUAGCCUUGAGAUCGCACCUUUCCAUUCUUGUGCUGCCUGUCAUCAGUACGAGAGCCUCUUUGUCGAGGAAUCAGGCAACUUUGUUGGAGAAUGGAAACGAUGCAGUGCGCGCUAGAUCGAGUUCUGUUGGCAACUUUUCGGGAGAAUGGAAACGCUGUAGUCAACACAACACUUCUUCACAGUUCGCAGUGAAACGUGUCCACAACACUUCUUCACUGAUUAUCAGUACAAGCAUGAGUUUUUGCAUGAACAUUGCUGUUGCCGAAAUGAUGAGCGGAGGACGGG